AUGUCUGGACGUGGCAAGCAGGGUGGCAAGGCUCGCGCUAAAGCCAAAACUCGUUCUUCUCGAGCAGGUCUCCAGUUCCCCGUGGGCCGUGUCCAUCGUCUGCUCCGCAAAGGCAACUAUGCCGAGCGAGUUGGGGCUGGCGCGCCGGUGUACUUAGCAGCUGUGCUGGAGUAUUUAACAGCCGAGAUCCUGGAGCUGGCGGGCAAUGCGGCUCGUGACAACAAGAAGACUCGGAUUAUUCCUCGUCAUCUGCAGCUGGCCAUCCGUAACGACGAGGAACUCAACAAGCUGCUGGGUAAAGUCACCAUUGCGCAGGGUGGUGUCCUGCCCAAUAUUCAGGCCGUGCUGCUGCCCAAGAAGACUGAAAGCCACCACAAAGCCAAGGGCAAGUAAUACCGUGGAUUAGUUUGUAAUAACUUGAGUCCAGUCC
Otolemur garnettii (small-eared galago) is the source of this 430-nucleotide messenger RNA. RefSeq names its product histone H2A type 1. NCBI's taxonomy places the organism in Eukaryota, Metazoa, Chordata, Mammalia, Primates, Galagidae. The record is from RefSeq and is a predicted model, not a curated record. The transcript has a single exon. Gene Ontology annotation, cellular component: nucleosome. Bases 1 to 393 code for a protein of 130 amino acids. Gene Ontology annotation, molecular function: DNA binding; structural constituent of chromatin; protein heterodimerization activity.